UGAAAUGUUUGUUAAUCUUUGUGGCUCUCGAUUUCCAAAUACCACGUGGGGCCAAACUUGAACGCUUGCAAGAGAAGAAAGCUUUACAUUGAAGAGAACCGGCCAAAGAGCGUGAGUUGCGGCAAGGGUAUAUAAGUGAGUUCCUGGCUACCGAGGGUCCACACUACUCUUCGUUCCCACACAGGAGACAGAGGUCAUUUCAAAGUUUGAAAUAAGAAUUGAAGGAAAACAGAUUUGUAAUGGCUCGCCUAGGCAAUUUGAAAUCUCAGCUCAUUUUGGCGUGUCUCAGCAUUUCGCUGUUUGUGAUGUGCAUUCACGUGUCAGAGGCCAUGAACGUUCCAGUUCCUUCUACUUCUUCUUCCUCCUCCUCUUCCUCUUCGACAUUCCCCCGAACCCUUCGCUACCGUCAGCCCUCAGUAGAUUUAUCUAGUAUCAAUCCUAUAGUCUUGAAUCAACGUCGAGUGGAACGAGCCAUCAGGAAAUUAUCACCUCUUGAAGAUUGGGGCACUGUUCUCCUCAAGCGACAAGAAGCGGUUCUCCAAGACCCUCGAUUCGUGAAUUGUAUGGGUGAGGCCGAUGGUCCUGAGGAUCCAAACUUUAUGAGCGUGUUUGCCAAAUGCUACUCAUUCUCAGGUCGUCCCAGAUUUGGCAAGCGCUCUUGGAAGCCAUUUACUGCCCUCAAGGAUAUGUACUAAUGCUACCCUGUUAUGUUUCAUUUUAAUGGAAGUGAUUACUACUGUAUGUCAACAUUGCAAGGAGCAUCUCCAAGUGUACCAGUACCUUUCGAUUAGUUCCACAUGAGCCAUUUUUUGGUUUUCUUUGUCUCAUCUCUUGAGGCACAGAUGAGACCCCGAAAAUCAUCCAGAUCCUUUCCAGUAUUCAGUUUGAACUACACACACAUUAAUCUCGACCUACACAAAGAUAUGUAUGAUUUAUCGUUGCCAUUCAAAUCACCAAAUGCACAAUUAACUCGAGGCUGGAGCAAAUACAUAUACGACUUCUGAGAGCAUCAUUUUAUUCAA
This is a messenger RNA of Tigriopus californicus, 1022 nucleotides long. RefSeq lists its product as uncharacterized. The coding region runs from base 240 to 695 and encodes 151 amino acids. Lineage: Eukaryota; Metazoa; Arthropoda; Copepoda; Harpacticoida; Harpacticidae. The transcript has 5 exons. The record is from RefSeq and is a predicted model, not a curated record.